CGUCAGUCCUACCUCAACGUCCUGGCUUUGCGGAUCUGAAGAUCACAGGUGUGUGCCCCAUGUUUCUUCUGGUCGUGGGGCGAUAUCCUGACUGGACACCUUGACCCUUUGAAGAUGAGAUUCAUCUUCAUAUCCGGAUUUUUCGACACUUUGGAUUGGAGGCCCCUGUACUUCCAAGAGUCCUCCGUUGCGCACAUUGUAUGCUCCCUGUGCGGUGUGGUGUCGAGAAAUGUUGUCAGAUUGCCCUGUGAGCACACACUCUGCUCGGAAUGUCACGAGGAUUCCAAGAGGCGAGGGAGUACUUGUCCACUGGAUAAAGAAUCCUUCGCCGACGAUAACAUUCUUCACCUUGAUAUCUCGGGAGGUUACAUCCUGAACCAUACGGUAGCCUGCUUCAAUGCACCCAAUGGUUGCGACUUCAUAGGUCAAGCUUCCAGACUCGUGGAUCACUACAAGCAGUGCUCCUUUCACGUCGUGCCUUGCCCCAGGUGCCAAUCACCAGUGCUAAGGACUGAGCUCGUGGGUCACUAUAAAGACGGCUGCAGUUCUGCGUCCACUACACCCGUGCCCAUUCCGUAUUAUAUAAAUGUGAACUAUGAUCAUUUAGAAAUUACAAGCAGUGAACGGAAAAGAGAGAUGCUCAAGAUAUCCGAGGAUCUUUCUCGUCUUCAGACUAGCCUCAACCAGUGGCUUGAGGAAGUCCGAACGUUGGAGAAAAACACAAACAAGGAACUGAAGGACGCAACGCUGAAGAUCUCUGACCAUCUCUCCGGUCUGCACACCAGUGUGGAACAGUCCCGGGAAGAUGCGAGGGAAGCAGCCAGAAACACCAAAGAGCAGUUGGAAUCUCAAUCGUCGAGACUUUCAAAGAAGUUGGUCAGAAUCGGAACUCAAGGUUUUGCUGCAGCCAAGAAAGAACUGAAACUUGCCAUUGAAGACACAGUGAAGACGCACCUGGCUCAGGAGUUACGUGUACAAUACGUAGAACUUAUGAAUGUUACGAAGAGUAUAUCCAAUUGUGUGCUUGGAUUUUGCGGAGCCAAGGAUUUUCACUGGUACUUGAAAGGCUGGGAAGACUUAAAAAAGAAUGCUUCAGACGUACAGCUUACGAACAUUGACAGCCCCAUACAUUAUGUAUGUGGCUAUAAUGUGUGCAUCCGUAUUCGGUUGGAAGGAUUACUGGGGCAGACGCUUUUAAAGUUGUUUAUAUGUAUCCAUCCAGGUGUCAACGAUUCAAAGCUGGAAUGGCCCUUCAGCAAGACUUACACGCUCGGUGUCAUUCAUCCCAAAGACAAAGCAAAAAGAAAAAUUCUUCAAGUCGAUGCAAGUAAACAUUCGGACAAGGCGAGCUUCCAGAUGCCAAAACAAGGCGGUAAUGUUGGCUUACGAACAGUGACUUGGAGUACCGCUGACGAGCUCGAAUGCGAAGGGUUUGUUAUUGGGGAUUCGCUGCACUGCUUUCUCCAAUUUGAGCCGUAAUGUUCUUUUCCGGUAGGUUAAUGAUUUAUUAUCGAGGGGAGCAAAAAAUGUUCUGCUGCCUGGAAAAAAAUCGCUUACCUGAUCCAAAUAAACAUAAAA
Messenger RNA from Ixodes scapularis (black-legged tick), 1578 nucleotides. Its product is annotated as TNF receptor-associated factor 6-like. The transcript has 3 exons. Gene Ontology annotation, molecular function: tumor necrosis factor receptor binding; ubiquitin protein ligase binding; zinc ion binding. The record is from RefSeq and is a predicted model, not a curated record. NCBI's taxonomy places the organism in Eukaryota, Metazoa, Arthropoda, Arachnida, Ixodida, Ixodidae. Gene Ontology annotation, biological process: tumor necrosis factor-mediated signaling pathway; protein K63-linked ubiquitination; regulation of canonical NF-kappaB signal transduction. Gene Ontology annotation, cellular component: plasma membrane signaling receptor complex; cytoplasmic side of plasma membrane. The coding region runs from base 115 to 1479 and encodes 454 amino acids.